Messenger RNA from Aedes albopictus (Asian tiger mosquito), 24082 nucleotides. RefSeq lists its product as uncharacterized. Bases 82 to 1407 code for a protein of 441 amino acids. Lineage: Eukaryota; Metazoa; Arthropoda; Insecta; Diptera; Culicidae. Gene Ontology annotation, molecular function: nucleic acid binding; zinc ion binding. The record is from RefSeq and is a predicted model, not a curated record. The transcript has 3 exons.
UCGAAACAGCAAAGAUGUUCUUCAUGAAACUGUAAAACCGAAGCGGGCCGAUCUUGAAGAAGGAAGUAAAGAACUAGAAUUAUGGACGAUUUGGAUACCCCCGGACUCAACAAUGGCGCAGCCGAGUCUUCCGGUCGUGGCAACUCGAAAAUGACGGAAGAUGAACUGUUGAAAGAAUUGAAAGCGCUCCAAAAUGAAAACAAUAAGUUAAAAUCUAAAUUAAUGCAAACGAAUUUGGAAGACAAUACUCAUGGAGAAUCGCCAGCUCAAGGACCUGAUAGUUUCCGCAACGAACGGUCAAGUUCGAUUAGAAUUGAUGCAGCUGAAACAUCUUGGAUGUCAACGUUUCCUACAAGUGGUAUGUCGCUGGGCGCAUUGAAUAUUCCCGAGUGCAGCCCAUCCGACGGAGAAACUGAAAUCGACAGGAAAGCUUAUAAGCAUUGGAGGAAAAUUUUGGAUGCAUCUUUGGAUCUCAUGAAGUCAACGGACGAAAGAACUAAAAUAGGAAUUUUCAAAAUUAAGGCUGGAGUGAAACUGCUGGAAGUAUUCGAGAGUACGAAGACAUCUCCUGGUAUGCCGGAUGAGAUUUUGGAGCCAUAUGGCAACGCUAUCGCUCGGCUGAAUGAGUAUUUUGGUUCAAGAACUUACAUGAUGUCUCAAAGAAGCAAACUCCUAAACAUGACACAAAGAAAAGACGAAAGCAGCGUUCAAUUUGUAAGACGGGUUGGAGCAGCCACAAAGCUGUGUGGUUAUCUGGAAAGCGAAGAAAUGGAAUCCGUGAUGCGUACAAUUACCAAAGGUGCAUUGGAUAGUAGAGUUCGCAAGCUUGCUCAUCGAAACUGGGUCCGGCAAGGAUCGAUCAAGGAUUUGGUUGACGCGGUUCAGGAUUCUGAAAUUGAAAAACUUAAUGAGGAGGAGUUUAUGAAAACACAGCAGCGUAAUUCUGCAUCAUCAUCUGGAGCGGCAGUUAUUGCAGCGGUCGAACGAUAUUCACAUGUUCCGAGUUUCCGGCAAGGUGGAUUCAACGGUGACAGACCAGGUUGGAAUCAAGCCGGAAAACGUGUUGCAUACCGAGGAAGAAGAGGAGGAAACACAAGGACAUUCUCGGGGCGUAUCCCUGCCGCUGUUCAGACUCGGCAAUGCUGGAGGUGUAGCAGCGUGUAUCACUCAGCUUCCGAGUGUCCCGUAGUUAACAAAGUGUGCCACAAGUGUCAAACCAAAGGUCACAUUGCUCGAAUGUGUACCUCCGAAAGCGGAUUCCGGGGAAUUAAGAGACGGCUUCAAAGUGAACAAGUUCAGAAUUCUCUCUCAAAGGAGUCCCGACGAAUUUCAAUGGUGAACGAACAUGACGAACAUGCAGAGGAGAAAGAAGCGAAGGUAUUUUCUGAUACUGAUUCCAGCGAUUAGAUGGGAGCUUUCUUAGUGAUUCUUUUUAUUAUUUUGAAUAUUUUUUUUUCUUUUCUUCUGUGUUUAAUUAAAUAUAAAAUCAUUUAAAUAAGAUGUAUAAAAAAGCGUCAAUUCUGUUUACAACACAUUAAGAAUGCUCCGUAGUUGAUUUUUUUUUAGAUUUCUAGUUGUUCGCUCCCAACGCGAAGACCCAUUUGGAAUUUGUCCUCAUCUCCCCAACCAAACUAACCUCGAGUCGCCGCGAGUAAUUUACGGCUCCAACCCCACUAACAACCACCCUAUCUUCCUUACACACACCACGUCGUUUGUUUGCUUGUACAUCCGACCGAGCGACAACGUGAUCGAGCAUGAACGAGGAUUGAUCGACCAACCAAUCACGCAUGAACGGCAUGUCCUUAUGUGCCAGCAGCCGACGACGCCCAAACCAUUGCACCACCGCCUAUGUAAAUGGAAGAUUCCAUUAUCUCCACAGCGCUGCGCAGGCAGUCUUUUCUACCUCCUUCCAUCCUUGAUAGAUUGCAUGCGCAGAGAAGAAAAACAGUCUUCUUUCAAACACCGACCUGUAUAGACGUGAAAUAUAGUUCAAGUUGUUUUUAGUAGUGCAAAACCGCCUUUUCCUCCCUAGUGAAAGCCACAGCCUUUACGAAGGCUAAGUCCCUCCUUCCCAUCGAGCUACCGGUCCUGUGUGUCUGUUCCUCCGACGGAACACUAGUUAAUAUGUAACGGUCGUUUAUCGUAGAUUCCAAAAUUAAUUGAGUCCAAACGUGAUCGAACAAUCAGUAUCGCAAAAGUUUCCAACGAGAAAAUUGUUAAGACAAGGGAAGAAGCAGUAAUCGUUGGCACGGUUGCUGGAGUCGAAGUGGAUUUUUUAUUGAUUCCGGAGCUCAAGUCAAUACCGUGACAAAAUCAGUGUUCGAUUCAAUGUUGGCAAGUGAACCCACGAAGAAAUUAUUGUAUGAUGUACGCUACCAAUCUGAUAGGCCAUUGAAAGGAUAUGGAUCAAGCAAAAAUAUUGAUGUGUUGGCAACUUUUUCCGCGGAGCUGUAUAUCACAGACGAUAGACCUCUGCUUACGGAAAAAUUUUAUGUUGUGGACGAAACCAGAGCAUUGUUGGGUUUUAAUACUGCAUCGAGGUACAGUGUUUUAUCUGUUGGACUUGAUGUACCAGUGAAGGAUAUUGCAAAUGGGGUAUGGCCAUGCGAACUGUCUCUUCCGAAUGCAGCAAAUAUCAAUCUAAUUGGUGAACAUAAGGAGUUCCCUAAAUUUAACGUCCCUCCAGUGUCUCUUAAGUACAACAAAGAAAUGCCACCAUCUCGAAACGUGUAUACACAUAUACCGCCUCCUUUUAAAGACCGAGUAAAACAGAAGAUUGAUGAUUUGCUUGCCACAGGUAGGUUAAUAAAUAUGCUUCCAAUCUCAAUUGUUUUUUGCAGAUUAUUGAUAAGUAAAUUAUUAACAGGCAUAAUUGAAGAAGUGACUGAAUCUAUGGACAGAUCGUUUUGUUCGUCAUUAUUGGUGGUUCCUAAAGGAAAGGAUGACAUUCGUUUGGUGAUAGAUCUUAGAGGCCCCAACAAAUGCAUUUAUAGGACACCUUUCAAAAUGCCCACGUUCGAUUCAAUACUCAUGGAAUUGCAUGGAUCAACUUACUUCUCUACCAUCGACCUAACUAGCGCCUAUUUUCACGUGGAACUAGAUAAGGAUUCACGGCAUUUAACAAAUUUCUUCGCCGGUGAUGCUUUGUACAGAUACUGUAGACUACCUUUUGGAAUUGGAGAAUGAGUUUGAGUAUUUGAAAAACAAGGCAUGGAAGGGUAUCAGUACGUUAGGAUAUUUCAGUAAAGAAGAUCGCACUGAAUUGUACGUUGAUGCGUCGCCUUACGGAUUAGGUAAUAAUUUAAUGGCCAUUCUUUAAUCCAUUUUAAUUGAAUAAUUAUAUCGCAGGUGCCGUUCUAGUCCAGUUCAAUGGUGACUCAAAGCCUCGAGUAAUUGCAUGCGCAUCAAAAUCUCUAACGACCGCCGAGAAAAAGUAUCCGCACACUCAGAAAGAAGCCUUGGCCAUGGUUUGGGGUGUGGAGAAAUUUUCCAUGUAUUUGAUGGGAAAAUCGUUUACUAUUCGAUCAGAUGCAGUAUCCAAUGAAUUUAUAUUCAACAGCAGACAUAGAAUUGGCAAACGUGCAGUUUCGCGGGCCGAAAGCUGGGCGUUGAGGCUUCAGCCGUAUAGCUUUGAGGUUGAAUGUAUUCCAGGGUCAUUGAAUAUUGCGGAUGCACUAUCGAGACUGGUAGAGGAAAGUAGACCUGCGGAACCAUUCGAUGAUUCUUUUGAGAAACACCUUUUGUACAAAUUGGAUGCCGGAAUUAUGGAUUUAUCAUGGGAUGAGAUAGAGAGAUUUUCAGAGGCCGAUAAAGAACUCUCAAAAGUUCGUUGCUCGUUGGAUAUCGGAGUUUGGGAAACUGGGCUGCAGCGUUAUGAAGUACAGGCAGAUUUUUUACGAACGUUGGGAAGCCUGGUUUUCAAAGAUGAUCGGAUAAUAAUACCUGAGCAAUUGAGGUUCAAAGUUCUCGAAUCCGCACAUCAAGGACAUGUCGGUAUAGCAUCAACAAAAAGAAUCCUCAGGGAGUAUUUUUGGUGGCCAGGCAUGAGUACAGAUGCGGAAAAUUUUGUAAAAAAGUGUUCGACCUGCCUACAGCUUUCGAGAAAAAAUCCGCCGAUACCAAUAUCCACAAGAAAGCUACCACAAGGGCCAUGGGAAACUUUCAAAUAGAUUUUUUCACUGCAAAAGAGUUUGGUCAAGGGGAAUUUCUCGUUAUCGUCGAUACAUACUCAAGGUAGGGUUUUUUAAAAUUUAUUUAUUGUUUUUCAUCUCUAGAAGUUCGAUAUUGAAUUAUAAUUACAGAUAUUUGCAUGUAAUAGAAAUGGCAAAUAUAGAUGCUGAGAGGACGAAUGAAGCACUAAAUAAAAUAUUUUUGGUAUGGGGAUAUCCUCUUAUUAUUCAGAGCGAUAAUGGACCACCAUUCCAAAGUGAAAAAUUCAUAUCGACAUGGGAAAAUAGAGGAGUAAAAAUAAGAAAAUCGAUACCAUUGAGUCCCCAAUCCAAUGGAGCAGUGGAAAGGCAGAAUAAAGGAAUCAAAGAGGCAUUGGCAUCAGCAAAAUUGGAUAAAAUCAAUUGGAAGGAAGCACUGGAAAAAUACAUCCACAUCCACAACAAAGUAAGGCCAAUCGCAAAUCUAGGUGUUACUCCAUUCGAACUUUUGGUCGGAUGGAAGUUUAGAGGGACUUAUCCAUGUCUCUGGGAAAGUUCUUCACGUGCACCAAUUGACAGAACAGAAAUCAAAGAGAAAGACGACUUGUACAAAUUCAAAACCAAGCGAUACGUGGACUCAAGAAGAGGAGCGAAAGAUUCAGAUGUUACGAUUGGAGAUAAGGUGUUGCUAUCUAUGCACAAAACGAGCAAAACGGAUCCAACGUUCGGUGCUGAAAGAUUCACGGUGAUUGCAAGAGAGGGCGCUAAAGUAGUUAUUCGAAGCAGCCGGGGUGUACAAUUUUCAAGAAAUGUCCAAGAUGUGAAGAAAGUCUAUUUCAAAGAAGAAAAUUUACCUUUGCCAGACGACCAACCAAUUCCAGAGAAUGCAAACAACAAACAGACUGAAAGAGAAAAGGAUCCUAAAGAACAGUGUCAGACAGUAAAUCGAAAAGAACGACCAGGCCGAAAUAUUGUAAAACCUGGAAAAUUCAAAGAUAUGUACUUAUACACUAUUUUCGAGUAAGAGUGGACGUGAUAAGCAAUGUUGUAUAGUAUAGAGUAAGGUAGAUGUAAAUAAAUAAUAGUUUAAUGAUUGUAAUUUAAUAAAAAAUAUAUAUGUAAAAAGAAAACAUUUGAGACUUUGCUUAAAGAAUAUAUGGACUUUCUUUCAUCAGUUGUGAUUAAUAUAAAAAAAAACAUAGAAGCCUACGAAAAGAUCAGUCAAAUGAUCAAGGAUCCUGUGACGUGGUAGAGUCAGUCUUACAACGAAUUCGAAACAGCAAAGAUGUUCUUCAUGAAACUGUAAAACCGAAGCGGGCCGAUCUUGAAGAAGGAAGUAAAGAACUAGAAUUAUGGACGAUUUGGAUACCCCCGGACUCAACAUUAUUGACCCAUUGUUAGGUCACAUCACCAACCAUAGGUAGCUCCUGGACCUGACAAUUUACCCUACCCUACUCGUGAAGAUGCAGCGAUUCUCGGUCUCUAUAACAACGUUAGUCUUACUAACAAUCCUUUCCAUUCUCGAUGACCGUAAGGACGUGGCCGGCGCCGUUAUUGACCUUGCUAAAGUUGAGAGUUCUUGAACUGUGUACAUCGAGAAUGAUAAGCUAGUCCCAAGCCCUAGUCAUUGGUUCUUUGUGCAAUUUCGAUUUCUCCGAUCAAUCACGGAGUAGCAACUACGCUAUCCAGGGGGCUUUUAGGAGUGUUUUAUGCAUGGUUUCUUAAGGGGGUUACAAGCCGUUUCAGGGAGCGCUCAGAGGCACUUAAGGAGGUUUCAGGGGCUUCUGGAGAUUCCAAGACGUUUCAGGUGGACUUUUAUGGGCGUUUCAAUGGGUUCAGGAUGUUUUAGGGAGGUUUACGAUGCGCUUCAGGGAGUUUCAGGGGGUUCCAUGAUGUCUUAGGGGGGGGAGGUGGGGGGAGAAUCUUUUAGGGACGUUUUAAGGAUUUUCGAGGGUUCCUCAAGGAGUUAAGUACGUUUUAGAGAGAUUUCAAAUGCGUUCAAGGAGAUUUCAGGGGGUUUAAGGUGAGCUUUUAAGGACAAUUCCAGGGGAUUCCAGGAUGUUCCAGGUAGGCUUUGGGGACCUUACAAUGCGUUUAAGGCAUCUCAAUAGGAUUUGAGAAUGUUUCAGAGAAACUUCAGGUGCGUUUCUGGGAGUUUCAGGGGAUCCCAGGAUGUUUCAGGUGAGCUUUGAGGGACAUUUUAAGGUGUUUCAGGGCGUUUCAAAGAGUUACAGUACGUUUCAGAGAGGUUUCAGAUGCGUUUCAAGUGCUUUCAGCAGGUUUCAGGUGACCACGCGUUGCCCAAAGCAACCUAACUAGAUAUACCUAAGUUGUAAAUAUAUUAGAUCAAUUGUAGUAGGCUAAGAAAUUUCAAAUAAAAAUUCUUUCACUUUUGUCGACGUUCUCACCCAGUAAAGACAUGUUCACGUGUAGCUCUGUCUAUUUUAUUAGCUUUCAGAGGCGGUUCAAGGGGUUACAGCACGUUUCAGGAGGCUUCGAGGGGUUUUAGGAUGUUUCAGUAGGCUUACAGUUACAUGACGUUUCAGGUUGAUUUAAGAGGUGCUUGAGGGGUACCCGGAUUUUCCAGGUGGCUUUUAGUGGCCUUUCAAGUCCAAACUCUCUGAAAAUCGUUCAAAACUCUCUGACAUCCCAAUGGACAACCCUGUUACGUAUAUGAGCCCCUCCGAAAUCCCCGAAAACGCCACUGUAACCCUCCGAAAAUUCUAUGAAACUUCCCGAAAUGCUACCGAAAUCCCCAUAUAACCCCCUCGGACCCCCUGUAAUCUGUAAUCAUCUGCAAUCCUCCGAAACAUCCGAAAAUGCCUAUGUAACGUCUCUGAAACCCACCAAAAAUCCUCUGAAGCUUCUUGAAAUGCUUCCGAAAUCCCCCUAAAACUUCCUCGAAUACCCUACGAAAUCGCCGAAAAAGCCUACACAGAUAAAAAUAAUGAGAUGGAAAUGUAAACUUCAUUUUAGUCAUGUAAACUUAGUGUUAUGAAGGUUUACAUGAAAUAUAAGUUUACAUGAUAUUUUAUGACUUUUACAUGUAAACUUCUGUGAUAUCCCACGCUCCAAUUAUGUGCAUCAUAUGUCAUGUAACGCGUCUGAACCUCUCCGAAACCCCCGGAAAACGUCUAUGUAACGCCUCUGUUGCGUCCUGAAAUGCCUUGAAAUGCCCCUGACAAACAACACAAGAUCACUUGAUCGGUAUUUACUUCGGUAAGUGAUGUGUUCCUUGUAACCUUUAUUUGAAUUAUCAAAACAGUUGUAUUCAUUUCGACCAAAAUACUCACAUGCACUCGCGGAGCCAGCCUUUUCUUUUUUCUUACUCACUCUCCCAAACAUAUACGAGAAAGAGCGAGAUGAAUGAGGAGGCAAACAAGCAAAAUACACGGGAAAUGUUGUUUAAUUUUUAAUAUAUGCUGUUAUUUUUUUAAUAAUAUGGAACGAGCUCACCGAUCACAGUGUCAAGGGGUUAUGUGCUCCUAAUCGACGAGUACAAAAGCGACAUCUUGUCUUUCACUAGUAUAUUCACUGGACUGCUCCAACUAUUCUGUGCACUGUUCAUUAUCACGCGCGGAAGCGUGUUCAAUUCAUUCCUAUGUAGAAUGGACUAAAGGCGUCUUCUCGUUGAAAUCACGAUCCGUUAUUAUAAUACUAGACCGUUAUUAUAAAAUAAAUAUCUCUUAAGAAUCGGUGCCCAUCAUUCGUUUUCUAUGAUUAUCCUACCUGUCUGGGCAAAAUUUAAAAAAAAAAAACAUCGUCACAAAUCCGGUCUAUCAAUUAAGAAUCAGGUCUCCUAAACAGCUGUAAAUCAUCCAAAUCCAAUAUGAAAACCAAUUAGCCCUCGUAUUGGAUCGGAACAAUCUAUACUACUUCAGUAAAAAAAAAUUCACUCAGAAACGAAUCGGAAUUGUCUAUUCUACAGAGUGCAAACAUAUUUUCAAUUUAUCUUUUUUGCUUUAACUUCAAAUCCUGUUGGUCCCAGUAGUGAUAUGUAAAUCUUGUACAUCGCCACACAAAUAGCACGUGUUCCUCUAGCUAGGUCCUAUCCUAUGGCAUUUAUGUGCACUCUCAGAUGACCUCGGUCACCUCGGUACACGAACAUGUGCGUCCAGUGCGAUAGCUAUCAACGGUUACAGAUGUAUGGCACCGUACAUACAGAACUUCCGUCCUGUCUGCCCGCCCCGAUGAUGAUGGUUGGUUAGAAAUGACGAACGACCAUAGAGCUCUGUCGCCGUGGACUACCAUGACCAGAUGAUGUUCUCAUUUGGUCGAACAAACUUUCAAGCAGACAAGGCCGAGCCGGGAUCGGGUCGUAGAGUAGCAGGAUGGACAAACAAAGCGUUUAUACUCGAUGUAUAAAGGUAUAUGCCUUCGGGUAAAUUGCACUGAAAGAAAGUGACGCAGAACAUGUUCGCUUGUAACAGUUUUUUUUUGCGAUUUCAAUCGUAGCAGCCAGGCCGGAUGAUUUUUUUUUGUACAGUCAUGGGAAUGUACGGAAGCGGAGCUAACCUGCUUUGGCAAACAACCGCCUACUGCUGGGCAUUGGCGCGCUUUUGGGACAAAUCGCAGUAGUCGGCCCAAAUCAAUCUCUCCAUAACUCUAUUAGUCGAUGGUUGCUGCGAUGCCUGCCCAUGAUGCACGCAUGAGAAUCAGAUAUCUUCCAUUAUUGAAUACACUACAUAGGGAAUCGCGCUACUUGGGCGGUGGCUUCUAUAUUCGUCUGUUUUCCACUCUAACUCAGUCAAUCUUGAACCAAUUAACACAAUUCUUGGAAUGCGGUGAGAUAGGUAUAGUAUCUACCCGUGUACAAAAUUUCAAGUCAAUCGGUUCAAAAUUGACCGAGUUACAGUGGAAAACAGACGAAGAAAACCACCGCCCAAGUAGCGCGAUACCCUACUGCAAAUUGUGAAUUUACCCAGAGGACUGCCGCUGACUGGCUCCGUGGCAACGAGUUAUGAAAGGAUACACAGAAAAGCUAUGUUUGCGUUUGACAUACCGUGGUGAACAUGAUAUGAAUUCUAUUUUUCUUAGCAAUGCAGGCAUGUAAUGCCACGACGAUAGACUUACUGGCUGUGUGCAUUCGUGGUGAAAUUUCCAUCAGGGUGCACAGUAUGAAAAGUAAUAUUAAUAUUAAUAUUACGUGGUAAAAACGAUAGCUUUAUGGUACUGGAUUGAGAGAUCGAAUGGAGUAUCUACUUACAAUAACCACAGUAGAAUAGUUAGAAUAUAUAUCGAAGAAAUUUGAAUUUAUUUCUGUCUGUGUACAUCCGUAGUUUCCGCAAAUCUGCUCCGUUGUAAUACUGACAGGCUGAGAUUGAAGCCUACCCCGGGAAGGGGAGAAUUCCUCUCGGCAAAAGUCUCUGAACUGUGAAGCAAUCUGUCAGCGUUGUUGGUUUUGAGCGAGACAUGCCCAUAAUGGAAUUUCACACUACUUAUUUUGUCUGCUUGACAUCAUCAUCAUCGCAGUUACACGACGACGACAACGAUGUCGUCGGUUAUGAGCGCAAGUUUGCGGAGAAAAGCGACUAGAGCUUCCGAAGUAGGGAAACAGCAGGAGUGGAUUCCGGUAUUCGUCCUAACCAAGCGAAUGAGGCCAUCUACUAAAAGCGAGAUGGUUUUCGUUCGGUUUCCAUCCAGCAUCCAACAUCAGUCAUCGUGUAGUCGUUGCCAUUCAUUUUGCACAUAUGGCAAAUUCUGUAGGAAUUAACCUACCGGAAACGUCUCUUUACGUGACUGUUCCUGUGGGACUUGGCAAACAACGAAAUGGGAAUUGAGAAUGCGAUAUAGAAACAUCUAAACAGUAAACAUUCCACUAGGGCCGAAUUUUUGCUCUUCAGGGACUGUCCCACGUAGACCGUGGAUGAAUAUAAAUGGGUGAGUUUGUUUCAUGCUAUUAUUUAAUUAUAAACGUCCAAUGGACCUUAAUUGUACAGAUUGUUGGAAACUUUCGCGAAAUACGUUAUAAAAUCCUGACGAACUGUGAAGAACUUGUUUGGUAUUUAUUCGUUCUCUUCGACUUGUCGUCUAAUUUCAAGUGUUUGACAGAUGGGGAUUUUUUUUAUUACCGAACAGUUUGGGACGAAGGGUCUCCGAUUUUCAUGAAAAUAGAGGUUGUGGAUAUAUGAUCAUAUAUGGAAUUCAAAAAAAUCACAGUGGACUUCUUUUCCGGAAAACGCUAGAUGAAAUUUCACAAUUUUCCAUAAUUUUCUAAAACGCCCCAAACUUCAAAAAAUCAUAUCUCAAAAACUAUGCAUAGUAGAACAAACUCUUUUUAGUGAAAUCGACGCCAAAUUAGCAAUCCAAUAAAAAUACACUGAGAAAAAAAUCUCAGAAAAUUAUUCACCAUAGAGAAAAAACUUCUAAAAAUGCUGAUAAAAGUACCGUCUGUAUCAUAGAUUAUUUUCAACAAUUUUUUUCUAAGUGCAAAAACUAAUGUUCUUUAGUUCGUUCUUUGACACCAGAAUGGAAUCUCUUACCGUUUUAGAGAUAUACGAUCAAAACGAUCAAAUCUGACUAUACAUGUCAAUGGUUGCUCCUCCGUGAUUGAUCUGAGCUGGUACCAAUUGCACUGAGAUCCAAAUGAAUAAGGGCUGGGACACUCCAUUUAUUCUCAAAGUGCAAUUUUAGCAGCUCAUGCAUUUUGGAUCAAUAACGGCGCCGGCCACGUCCUUAUAGUCAGUUGGGAAGGGAAAGGAAUGUUAGAGUGUGCUGAUUGUUGCUACUAAAGACCGAGAGCACCUCUGCAUCCCCACAACCAGUACGGACUGGGGUAUUUGUUAGACGGAAAGGAUGGGAGAUCUGGGAGUCACCGUUGGGUCGGUGAUGCGAUCCAUGGAUAGGGAUUUAUUUAUAUUGUUCGUAAGGUGAUAGAUUGUGUGGUGAAUAAGGUGAAUAAGGUCAAGCGGCACAGCACGCUUUGGUUGCAUAACUUGUAGGCGUUAUAUACACUGUGCUGUGAAUGGAAGUUGGAAGGGAGAGAAACGACAUUUUUCAAUUCGUUUCUGGUUCUAGCGAUGGCUAUGAACAUAUGAAUAUACAUCAGUUGUAUAUGUGGUGAAAAGAGAGAGAGAAAGUGGAUAGAAAGAUACAAAGUAGGAUGAAAGGGACGGGCCUGGGAUUGAACCCAUGACCUUCUGCAUACGAAUCAGAAGCGGUAGCCACUAGACCACCAAGCCCGUCAGGAAUCUCUUACCGUUUUAGAGAUAUAGCCAAAAAACCAACGGCCAGUCGCUAUAUUUCCAUAGGAAGUGGCCGUUAACUUGUUGCAACACAUUUGCAUUGCAACGAGCAAAUGACAUUCGCAAAUUGCAACGUAGCUUUGACACUAACGUGCAUCGGAGUGCACUGACAGCACAUCUAUGGCACUUGAGUGCCUUUUAAAUGCAUUAAAUAGUCAUUUAUUUUUUUUAUUUAUUUAUUUAAUGAUAAUUCAACUGACUUUUACAGUCUUAUUGAAUAAUAAUGCUUAUACUAAUAUUACUAAAUUCAGCACUAGUUACAUUUCACUUAUUACGGAUAGGCAAAUAUUCUAACGAAUUUCAACGACAUAGUCUUCAUAGUACUACCAGUGAAUCAAAUAACACACAACUUAAGCGUUAAAGAUUAACCGAAAUAACUAUCGAAAUACAAAUUAUACGAAAACAAAUAAAAACUUUUACAACAAAUCUAUUCAUCUCCUGGUUUCCACGUACAAAUUUUUCGAACGAAUUCACGGUAUUUGAUAUUUCUGGGCCACGUAGACGUUGUUAAGGCUAAAUUCUUCCAUUUACUAUCUAGAACGACUUUAAAAGAUACAUAGUCCAAGCUACUACUAUCUACCCAACGCGGAACGAGUUUCCUCACAUUACUACAUUCAGUUUUAUAGACACCUAAACAUCGAGAAACCAUGUGCUGAAUUUCUCCUUCUGAAACCGUUCCAUCAAUAUUCGACAACAACAACGCAAAGGUGCCAUCAGUGUCCGCUGGAUCGGAUGAGUGUAACGAAACGUCAGGCGUAGAUGAUAUUCCAACGCGAGAGAAUGAGUUCUCUCUAGGUGCAUUAUCAAGACACGAUGAUGAGCAUGGAGUCGAAUGGCGUUCCAUAGUCUUCGUCUUCAAAGUGUGGGUCACUACGGUCGAGGCAAGUGUAGACAUAAUUGAGGCCACUUUGAUUUUCAACUCAUCCACGUCUAGCUGCAGUGCAGACUUUGUUUCGGGAACGAUCGGAUCGGCUACCUUUUUCUGUUGAUAAGCUCUCCACUUUACGAACUCGAUCAAACAUGCAUCGCACAUCCAACAGCUGUUUUUGUUCGGCGGAGAUACUGCAUCCAGUUUUACUUCAUCCAGUCCUACACAAUCGGCAUGGUACACUCGGCUACACGGACCAGUACACACAAUGUAUGGCUGCUCUUCCAUUGUGACGAGAAGACGGCACUUUUCACAGGUUUCACAGAUCAUGGUUCAAUCAAUUUUCUCCCACAAAAAAAUUCUACAUGCUGUAACUUUUCAUAGAGUGCAUCAAAAAUUCUCAAAUUUUGACUGCUUGUCAACCUGUCAUAUGUGCAUCAUUGGUACAAAUUUGGGCUCGAUUGUAUAAUUUUUCGCGAAGUUAGAACCGUUCGGGUAAAACACUUUUUUUUUAGACAACUCAUUUUUGAGCUGUUAUAUCUUGGAAACCAGUGAAGCGAAUUGAAUGAUUUUUUAACGUUUAUCAACAAUAUAUUGAUACUUAAUACAACGUUAUAAAAUGUAAUAUUUUUCACGGCGAAUUAAGUUAUACCGGGUUGAAAUUUUUACCAAUAUAGAGGAAAAUAAGUCAAAUUUACAAUACCAUACAAAAAUUACUAAAUGUGUUCUUCCUUUAAUCUAAUUAGGCUCUAAUAUAUCUGAUUUGAGAUAGCUUGAGAACAGAAGUGGAAAAUAUUUGGAUAUCAACACUAAAAUUUAUUGACAUUGACGUGAAAGAAUUACAUUUUUUCGAAAAAAAUCCAAAAAGUGUCAAUCCAUGAUAACUUUUUUCAACGUUCAAAAAGUAUCUAUGUUUCAAUGGUUUGUGAAGCAUUCGUGUAUUGUUAGUGUACGUUCAAAAUUUCAUUCAAUUCGGUUCACUGGUUUCCGAGAUAUGAUAGCUCAAAAACGAGUUGUCUAAAAAAUAGUGUUUUACCCGAACGAUUCUAACUUUGCGAAAGAUUAUACAAUCGAGCCCAAAUUUGUACCAAUGAUGCACAUAUGACAGGUUGACAAGCAGUCAAAAUUUGAGAAUUUUUGAUGCACUCUAUGAAAAGUUACAGCAUGUAGAAUUUUUUUUGUGGGAGAAAAAAAAUUGCCUAUCCCAAACAUUUUGGCCAUCCCCUGUAUAUAUUAAUUUUGAUUUACUUCUAGCGCCAGAAGGUAGAUAGAGCAAUCCUUUUCCGAUCUACACAUAACAAAUUGUAAAAAUGUCAACUGUGACACCGUAAUAUCUUACAGAGAAUCGUAACAAAGAGAGCCUCUCUUUUGCAGAUUGGACCUUUAGACAUGUUUGGCCAGAAAUGUGUUUCAAAUAACGGGUUAACAACGAGCGAAUGCCACCGGUGAGCGUGAGAUAACUUAUGGCACUUAAACCCUAUAUGUCUUCUAUUUCAAUUUAAGAAAACAAAGACUAACUAUUAACGGAGAAUGGUUACUACACAGCAAAAUUUCUGAAAAUUAUACCUGACAAAAAAAAAUACAUGCGAAUUUCUAUCUCAUUUAGUUGAAUUUUACAUCAAAUAAUUUCUUGUAUGGAAAGUUGAUCGCAAGCUUCAUACUGAGAGUAAGCUGUAAAUUUAUAAACUGAUGGAAAAAUGUGUGCGAUACGACGAGGUCCUUUUGAUGCAGGUUAAAUCAUGUAACAUUUUGAACUGUGUAAGUAACAAAAAUGCUUAUUUGUGUAGUAUUUUUUUUUAUUAUAAUUCUUUUGCUUCGUUCAGAAAUAAAGAAAGAAUUCCAGAAAUUUUCAAAAGAUAUAGUUAAGGAUCCAAUACUGAUCAAUGGAGCUUUGUGAAUGCACAGAAUGUGAAUAUAAAUGAGGACUUUAGAGGAUUACUUAAAAUUUCAUUUUCAUUUUGCAGCAUUUGGUGGGGCAAUGAGAGCGCAAGUCAGUCCAAAGCCGAUGAUAAGGAGGGGUAAUGGCUGAAUAGCCCGGGUACAGGCGAAGAACAAAACAAGGACAAAAUAAUAACAAAUUUUGCCAUCAUAUCUUAUUUUAUCAUUCUUAUGUUAUUACUGGAUGACACUAAAUAACUCACUAAGAACAAAAAGUGUUAUCAUUGCAAAAUUUGUUAUUUCUGAUUUAUUAUUGAAUAACAAUAAUUAACUGAAUAAUAACAAAAUAUGCAAUCACAGCAAAAUAAGUUAUUCUGAGCAUGCUAAGUAAAAUAACAUCCUAAUUGCAUAUUUUGCAAUCAUAUCUGGUUUUGUUAUUGAUGGGUUAUUUAUUAUUUAUUUUAUUUUAAAUAGAAUAUUGAUGAAGAGCAAAUUUUGUUAUUGGUUUGUUAGGAUUAAGAGCUAAAAGAACAACAAAUAAUAACUCACUUUGUUCCAGAAAAGAGUAAAUAAUAACUUAUUUUGUUAUUAUAAGAUCAAACCAAGGACAAAACAUUUCAGAACUUACAAUACAGUUUUUUUUUUCAAUCAGAAGAACAAAAUUUACAAUUAUGAUGAUCUUAUUUGAAAUAACUUAUUGUGUUCUUACUUUGUUCUGAAUAGCUCGAUAAUAACUUAUUCAGUUAUUCUCCAUUUUGUAAUAUUUUGUCCUUGAUUUGUCCUUAUAAGGACAAAAUUAGUUAUCAUUGAGUUAUUUUCCGGUACAAAGACAGUUAUUAUUUUUGUUUUUUUUAGCUCUUAUUCCCAACAAACCAAUAACAAAUUUUGCCAUUCAGCUAUUCAUUUUUGAUGGCAAAAUUUGAUCUUCGUUAGUUAUUUUCUUCUACCCGGGAGUCUUUGCUGACCACAUAAACGCCAUGGGAUAGGAAAAAGGUAUUGAGGUGUGGGAUUAGGGUUUUGGUACAAACCUGACAAUAUCAAUGCUAUUCAGAUGCAAAAUAAUUUUAAGGCUCAAUAGUGAAUCGCAUACCUUCGAAAAAAAAAAAAAAACAAAAAUCCACAAAAUGCCAAGCAAGUCAUAGAAAGAAAAAGCGCCCGAUUGUUUAUUUUGUCAAUUAUAACAAACGGAAACUUCUACCCUCUCCGACUCGCCAGUCACCCCGGAAAAAAUGUCCCUUCACUUCUGGAAAAUAUAUUAUUCCCAAUUUCGAAUUGUCCGCGUGGUCUUGUAGUACCCCUACUAGGUAAGAACCAGUCAUUGCCAUACAUAUUAAAUGCUAGACAUGACCCCAUGGAUAGCAUUUGCAUAUGUAAAAGCUUUGCUGAUGUGACUUUCCUAUUAGGCAAUUCUCUCAUCUCAUGUUUGUCUUCAAAACCUUGUCAAGCUUAGAAAAUUGAAGUUUUAAUAAACAAUACAUUACAAGGUUCGAAUUCCCAUAGAAUGAGAUCAUUCAUUCGAAUUAUAUUUUUCCGGCUGUUCGAGUCCGUAUGAAGUUGAUCAUCAAUAUUAACUUCUUUUCUCGAUCAGCCUAGAUAGCUGUGUAGUGUCGGUAGCGAUUGUCUCAAUUGGCUAAGAAUAACACUACGGACCGCCUGUUCCGGUGGUAAGAAUCCACCAACAGGUGACCCCUAAUUCAUGGUGUGAUGCGGCUUCAUGCUUACCGUGUCUAGGAAUGAAUGGCUAGGGGGGUCUAAUAAAAACCUAACCGCUAACGGAGCCUGUGGAGUACCAGGGCGCCCUCCACAGUAUGUAGCCCUUACUGCGCUAACCGGAGCAAUGGUGCAGUGGACCUUGUAUUUCUCCGAGACAAUCAGCUGCCCUUCUUUAGUCUCACUUGAGGCUAAAUAAGGGCGGGAUUAUGAAGAUGUUGUUAAUUAGUUUAAAUUUUCACCUAAAUGGUUUCGCAUUAUGCGAUUUACACAGUGUAUUCUGUGUAUCCUCGCCUUUGGCGUUUUCCAAUCGAUACCGAUUUGGUUUUAUUGUUGCUGUUCUUUGUUGUGCUGUUGUUACGAAGAGUUUAAUCUUACCUAGUUUGGGUAGUGGCUACGGUUAGGAUAGCUCAGAUCAAUCUUCAGCAUAAAAGAACAGCAACGAUCAAUCUUUGCAGACUUAUGCAAAAUGGCACAGCCCAAGUGGCCUUGGUACAAGAACCUUACUUUCGUAAGGGGAAUUUCUAUCUAGGAAACCUUGUGAACCCGGUUUUUGCUACUUUCAGUAAACAUGAAAUGGCAAACUCGCGUGUCAUGCCUCGAGCCUGUGUGCUUGUCAACAACGCAAUAGUUGCUACACUCAUCUCUGAACUAACCACCAGAGCUGUAUGUGCUAUCACAAUUGAUGUAUCUGUUGGAAACCUCAACAGGAAAUACGUCUAUUGUUCGGUUUAUUUACCGCAUGAUGAACCAUCCCCUACGGAUGCUUUCAAACAAGUCAUCGCAUACUGUACUUCAAAAGGCCUUCCGCUAAUUGUUUUCAGUGAUGCUAAUGCUCACCAUAUCAUCUGGGGCAGCUCAAACAUUAACUUGAGAGGCUCCAGUUUGAUGGAGUACCUAAGUAGUACAGAUCUUGCAUUACUUAACAUAGGCAACCGCCCAACCUUCAUGGUAUCUGCUGGAGAGGAAGUGUUAGAUAUAACGCUUUGCUCUAGCAGAAUUAGUCACACGAGCUGACCAAUUGGCAUGUGUCAGAUGAAGAAUCUUUAUCUGACCAUCGCUAUAUCUUUUUUGAACAUUUAAAUGUUACUUCGCAAACAUUGCGUUUCAGGAAUCCUCGGUCAACAAACUGGAAUCAUUUUACUGAUUUGGUUGCGGCCAAAUUUCAUGGAUACUCACCAUCCAUUGACACUCCAAGUGAUUUAGAUGAUGCCGUUGAUACCACAACGACCUUCAUCAUGGAAGCUUUUGAAGAAGCAUGCCCUCUACGGUCUGUGAAGAUCGCAAGAGGAACCCCUUGGUGGAACUCUGAUCUGGCGAAACUCAGGAAACAAUGUAGAAAGAGUUGGAACAGACGACGUUCGGCUGGUUCGGAGGCUUUCAGGUCGGCUCGCAAGGCCUACAGGAAAGCUCUCCGGUCUGCUGAACGAUCCGGCUGGAAAAACCUUUGUAGGGGGGGUGGGGGUAAGACGGACCGGGUGGGUAAGACGGACCACUGACUAGUUCUGUCACUUAAGAGCUAAAAUUUAACUUUCUUUUACGAUUAGCUCUAUCUUCUUAUCAAUUGAUGAUUAUUUAACCACUUUAUGAGAGAAUACGUAUGUCAAAAGUGCAAAAAAUAAACAAUUUUUUACCUGGCUACACGCUUAAGUGAUGGGAUCUAAUUUUGAGGCGGCAGUAAAUAAGCUUUUUUAACAUUAAAUUGUUAAGUUUUCGCAUUUAAUUUUGAGUUUCCCAGUUGUAUUAAACUGUUCCGUCCUAUACACAACGAGAUUCAGGUAAAUUUCAUGGAUUAUGCACAACGGUGGUGGAAUGAAUAUUUUGCGUUGUGUAGGGGUAAGACGGUCCGCCUUGAGGGUGGGUAAGACGGACAGUGUUGGGGUAACUUUGAUAGUGCCAUGAGAAACACAUUAAAACGCACACAUUGUGCACAGAUUGAAAUCUAUGGAGUACAAAAAUUAUUGUGUAAGCCGCGUAAAGCAUUUCAUAUUGAUUUUUUUGUUUAAAAAUUCAUUAUAUUAGAAUUUGUAUUGUUGGAACAGUUUGAAUUUCCUAAAAUUCCAGAGCAUUGCAUACUGUUAGGCGUUUAUCAGUGUAUGGAGGUUUCCAAUUUACAAAAUAGAUUUUAAUUUGCAAAAACACGUUUCGCUAAGAGAUUCAAAGCCAAAUUUAGAUUCUACUAUGAUUGAUCUACCGAAUAUAAACGGCCACAAGCAUCAUUUGACUCAAUUAAUGGCGUUUUAGCUAAUUUUCCAAAUGUGCCCAUCUUACCCACCCUACUGGUCCGUCUUACCCACACUGUUGAAAAACAUACAUUUGUAGAUCACUUUUUAAUUAUCUCAAAAGUUAUGGAAAAUUAAAUUUUAUUUCAAAAUCGGCUUGCAGACUGUAAAGUACCUUAGUUGAAGUAAAUAGUAUGGAGAUACAAUUUUAAUUAUCGCAUUGUUUACACUGUCAAAAUAGAGUGUUUCCUAAACAUGUCCGUCUUACCCCCACCCCCCCCCCCUACAAAUGUUUCCAGCUUGAGUGAAGUCAGUCGGUUAAACAAAAUCCUUGCGAAAUCUAAGGAUUUCCGGGUGAACGAACUUCGUUUGCCAAAUGGCGAUCUGACUUCCUCUGGUGAGGAAGUUCUGGAAUGCUUAUUCAGCACACACUUCCCUGGAUGUGUGGAUAUUACAUCUUCGGAUGAACCUGAUGUCUUUUCUUGUAGUUAUGAUUCUUUAGCUUUGGCUCGGAGUAUUGUAACUAUAGAAUCGAUUGAGUGGGCUCUUAUUAGCUUUGCUCCUUUCAAAUCUCCUGGGGCAGAUGGGAUUUAUCCUAUUUUGCUUCAGAAGGGAUUUGAAUAUUUCAAACAUGUUUUGAAACAACUACUUGUUUGCAGUUUUGCUACAGGGUAUAUUCCCAAAUCCUGGAGGGAUAUUACUGUAAAGUUUAUUCCGAAAGUGGGUCGUGCGUCGUAUGAAGAAGCAAAGAGUUUCAGACCUAUCAGUUUGACCUCUUUUCUUCUGAAAUGCUUAGAACGCAUAGUCGAUCAUCAUAUCCGUGAUGUUCAUCUGGCCAACGUGCCUCUUCAUGUGAACCAACAUGCCUACCAAUCUGGUAAGUCCACUGUGACUCUUUUACACAAGGUUGUUUACGAUAUCGAGAAAGCAUUCGCUCAAAAGCAGUCUUGUCUGGGUGUUUUCUUAGAUAUCGAGGGUGCCUUUGACAACGUGCCUUUCGAUGCCAUAUUGGAAGCCGCACGGAGUCAUGGUAUAUCUCCAAUGAUUUCCAAUUGCAUUCAACAAAUGCUCAAAAACCGAUAUCUUUUCUCGACAUUGCGUCUAGCAGGGAUUAGGAAAUUGAGUGUUUGUGGAUGCCCCCAAGGGGGAGUCUUAUCACCGCUUUUGUGGAAUCUCGUAGCAGAUACGCUAUUGAGGCAACUCAAUAAUAGCGGUUUUCCUACUUAUGGUUUUGCCGACGACUACCUAGCCUUGUUAGUUGGUAUGUGUAUCACCACCCUUUUCGACCUGAUGCAAAGCGCCCUUCAGGUAGUUGAGGGUUGGUGUCGCCAAUAUGGCCUUUCGGUUAAUCCGAGUAAAACAUCUAUUGUUCUUUUUACGGAAAGGCGAAACCGUAAUGGCGUUCGACCUUUGCGUCUCUUUGAUUCUGAAAUCGAUGUGACUGAACAGGUAAAGUACGUUGGAGUCAUUCUUGAUUCCAAGCUUUCCUGGACAACUCACAUUGAGUUCAGUAUCAAGAAAGCUUGUAUGGCCUUCGGGCAAUGCCGGCGCACCUUUGGUACAACUUGGGGUCUAAAACCCAAGUAUAUCAAAUGGAUCUACACAACUGUUGUUCGGCCAAUAUUGGCCUAUGGAUGUCUAGUGUGGUGGCAAAAGGGCGAAAUGAGAACGGUCCAAUCAAAGUAAGGCCAUUUCCAAAGGAUGUACUUAAUGGCGAUGUCUGGAGCGUUCUCUUCAACUCCCACGGCAGCGCUCGAAGUUCUCUUUGACGUUGCUCCACUACACAUUCAUCUCAAUCAAGAAGCACUUUCUUGCACUUACCGUCUACGGGUACUCGGUCUACUAGAGGAAACUCCUGUGAACCGCACAUCAACACACACCUCGUUGUUUCCACUUUUGGUGAAUUGGGACAAAAUUGUCCUUGCUCCAAGUGAUCUUACAAUUGCUUGUAAUUUUCCAUAUAGGACAUUUUCCACGAAAUUCCCUUCCCGGGAAGAGUGGACAUCUGGAUAUCUGGAAAGAAGUAUUUCAGACGGCAUCGUAUGUUACACUGAUGGCUCCCUUAUCGAAGGUCGAGCAGGUGCUGGUGUUUAUUCUCGUGAGCUAAGGCUGAAUCAGUCUUACUCACUUGGUAAACACUGCACCGUUUUUCAGGCCGAAAUCUUUGCUCUCAUGUGCGGAGUGCAAUCAGCACUUCAGCAGCACGUAAUGGGCAAAGUCAUAUACUUCUGUUCAGAUAGCCAGGCUGCUAUUAAAGCACUUGCUUCGGCCAACUCUAGGUCGAAGAUAGUUAUCGCUUGUCGAACUCAAAUCGAGGAGCUGAAUUCAGCAAACGCUGUUCACCUUGUAUGGGUGCCUGGCCAUUCUUCCAUCGCUGGAAAUGAAUUGGCUGAUGAGUUAGCUCGCACUGGAGCAUCACAUGACUUCAUUGGCCCUGAGCCAGCUAUUCCGAUAUCGAAGUGUUGGGUAAAGCUUCAGAUUCACACCUGGGCUGCCACUCAACACAGACAAUACUGGAAUAGUUUGGAGUCAUGUCGUCAAACCAAAUUGUAUUGUACUGAGCCAUCUCCAAGGGUGGCGAAGUAUCUUACAAAUCUGUCAAAGCAGAAUUGCAACAUUCUGGUCAAAGCAUUGACUGACCAUUGCCGACUCAGCUAUCACAUGGCGAAUAUUCAGCAAGCUGAUUCAUUUGCAUGUGAUAGCUGUGAAUCCGAUUAUGGAACUUCGUAUCAUUUGAUAUGUAACUGUUCAGUUUUUGCGCAACUGCGUUUCCGAGUAUUCGGUAAACACUUAUUAAGUGAAACUGACUUCAGAGACCUGAAUAUUCAGGAUAUUCUGUUGUUCUUAACCCGCUGUAGAGCUAUAGGCUCUCUUUCGCUUUAUGCGUUAUUACAGUGCCCUUUUCACGGCGCUGUUUGAACCCAUUGUGGUACGCUUAUGCGUUAGUAUCCUCUUCCAGGGUACUUUUCCUAUUUCCCUACCUGUCCUUAUCCCCAUCCUUAUCCUUAUUUCCUUCCUUUUCCCUCAGGUAGAUGAUGAAAUAGGCUAUUAUUUUGGCGAUGACACAAAUGUCCCAAAUGGAGGAUAACGUGCCUCUGGAGUCGGCCUUCUGAUACCUGAUACCUGAAUACAGUAAUUAAUAUUUAGUGUAGAAUGUUGAUAUUGUGAAGUUGUAGCUUCAGAAAGGACAGAAUAUCACAUGGGCGAUCCUGCCACAAUCUAGAUUCCAGAGAUCACUGGUUACGCUUGUAGAGCUAAAAAUUUAUUUUUUAGACUAUAUCCUGUGCUACUUCUUUUGAGAGGAUCAGUAAAGACCUUAAACCGAUGAUAUUCAGAAAGAAUUCUCAAGCUUCAAUUACAAUGAUCUAAACGUAAACUUUUCAGUAUUUAGAUAAAUUUUCUAUUUUAAAUUCAACGUUAUCAACAGCCGAGCUGAUAUCUCCAAUUGCCAGUGGCGCUUAUCAAAAAUAGCACUCUUGCCUACUAGUUGAUAUGAUAAGUGAGUAAUUGUACGGAAUUGUGAGCUAGGGUUUGAACUGAAAACAAAGUACAUACUUGAUUCGAGUGACGAUGCGUUUCCAGUUUUUACUAUGGGAGAGAAAUGUUUGAAGUUUAAUUUUUUUUACACAAUUGACGAAAAUUUUUAAUAAUUGUAAAAUGUUCCAACUUGGAGCUGCUCUUGUUCAGAAGACAUUACAUACAAGAAGCAAUAUUCAUUAAAACAAUAGCAUCUUAAAAGUAAUAAUUGAAAUCAUAGAAAUGUGGGUAGCAUCAGAACUGUUUUUUUUAAAUAUAAAUACUUAGAAGUGAUCCCUACGGAUGAGAACAGGUAACAAAACCAAUCAAGCUUGUGAGAAUAAUAAAAAUCAACUUUCAAUAUUGCAAAUUAUAGAGAUCCUUCUAUGCAACUUUCACAAUCCAUGCCUUCUCAGAAGGCAUAGAAAGCAUACCUACAUCCAUGUUGUUCCGACUACCAACCAAUCGUUAACGACGCAACACUGACCAGAACACCAUCAUCAGCCCAUAGAUGUGACCGACAACAAACUUUCAAUGUCAAAACGACAACGUACAGAAAAAAAAACGCUUUUGUGCUAACGGGAAAAUUAGCAGCAUUGCUCGACAGAGCAACAGAAGUGGAGAAAAAGUUCCCUCCCUCUCCGAACCGAAUGGAAUACUAAUUUAAACGAAAGUAAUUUGUUUAACUCGGAUUCACCGAGCAAUCUCCUCACUUCGUACUGCCAAUGUCCCUUGCGUUUCCCAUGUUGUUCCAUUGGUUGCACUAUGGGACAUAAGUUGAAAUUUCAUGACGAAAUUCGGGAUAAGGAGUGAAAUGCGAUUUUCAAAAGUUUUCAUUUUAUAUUGAUUCAGUAGACUCUCGGAGGCUUUCAAGCCUCUGAUACGCUUUUAAAACACCUUGAAACACCCCUGCAAUGCUAACAGGCAAGUGCCCCCUCUUUCAUCCUUAGGAGAGUGAGAAACAAAAAAAAAACUGCCUACAACUAAGAUUCCUUUAAGAGUUUCCACAAGAAUUAAUUCAGAAAUUUCCUUAGAAUUUUCCCAGAGAAAUGCCAGCGAGAACUCCUGGGGAAAUCCUAGUAGGAAUAUCUUAUGAUACUCUAAGAGAAAUUUCUAAAGGAAUCCUUGAAGAAAUCUCUGGAGGAAUCGCAAAACGAAAUUCUACAGGAAUCCUUGGAAAAAUCUCUUGGAAACCUUGCAAGAAUCACAGCAAAGAUAUGUAUAGGAGUGGGAGAAAUCUCUGAAGCAAUCCCAACUAGUAUCUUUAGAAGAAUCGCAUCAGGCAUAUGUGGAGAAAUUCUAAGAGGGUUUCUCCAAAGAUUUCUUUUGGAAUGCCUCCAGGAAUGCCUGAUGAUGGGAUUCUUUCAAAAUUCCUGCUGGGAUAGAAAUGCCUUCAAUAAUUUCUCCUGGGAUACUUCCAGUAACUUCUUCAAGGAUUUCUUCAUGAAUUAUUCCAGGAUUUCCAAAAGUUCCCGCAAUAAUUUAUCUAAAGAAACCGUCAGAUCCAUGGAUACUUUGAGAAAUCCUCCAAGAAUGCCUGCUGGGAUUUUUCCAGAAAUUCUUCUUAAGACACCUCAAGGGAAUUCUCCAUUGAUUAUCCUCUUGACAUUAUUUUAGGCGCUACUGCUGGGUUUCUCCAGGACUGUUAUUGGGAUUCCUCUGGACAUGAGUGGUAGGUAUUCUCUGUAUUUUUUUGUGUUUCCCAUGUAAUACAUGCGGAGAAUCCUCCACGAAUUUCUGGAGGAAUCUGAAAAGCAAUAAUUUGAGAUAUUUCUGCUGGAAAUGCUUGAGAAUUCCCGAAGAAAUUCUAGUAGCAGUUCCUGAAGUAAUUCCAGCAUUAAUUACUGGAUGUAUUCCAUCAGGAGUUCAGGAGAGCUCUCUGAAGCAAUACCUUCUUGGUGGUUCCGGAGAGAUGUAGGGUUUGGCGACCAUAGGAAUGGUUUAGUGGGUACCAGGAGAGAGUAGUCCUGGAUUUUACUUUUGCUGUAGAAGACGGCCUGUCAGACCUACACGCAGAAAAAUAUCGCAUAUUAGAACCAAAUGCAUUUCCACUUUGGUUCAAAUUCAAUACUUUUUUUGAAUCAAAGCACAUUAAUAUUUAAUUCUAAUACUUAACAGCUUUGGUUCUAAAAUAGUUUUAUUAGAUACAAUGUCGUUUCAUCUUUGAUUUAAAAACAUAUCUACUUUGAAAUAAAUAUAGCAAGUUUAUCUGUCGCCAUUUUGUUUUUUACUGUCAGAAAAUGAAAAAAAAAUGUUAAAGAAGAAAUCGUAGUUGAGACGCUCGGUGCGGACUCUUAAAAAUUGUUGAAUUUAUUGAAAUAGUUUGGUUUACUGGAUGAUCUAGUGGGUGCCUUCAUAGGUAAGUACGAUAUCUAAUGUGAAAAUGUUUAUUGUGUUUAUUUAAUUCCAAAGUCAUGUAAUUUUUCCAGACUUUGUAGUUGAUCGUGCAGAAGCUAAUACCGCAGUCGCUUUUAGCUGAAAGGACGAAGUACGACA